AUGAAGCUUAUUUCACUGCUGCUUGGCUGCCUGUUAGCCUUCCUCAUCAUAUCAUGCAACGCCAACCAAAUUGAAAACCUCAACAAGUUGCUCAGGUCUCGUAAAUCUGCAAAUCCUCCUCAUCCCAAGUCAUGGGAGAGCUUGGAUGUUGCAGAUGGCCAAGUUUCUGCUUUGUAUGUUGGAGCCCAAGAUGGGUUGAAGGAAGCUGAUAAGAUUGGUGCUUUGCCAGGCCAGCCUCAAGGAGUAGACUUUGAUCAGUACGCAGGCUAUGUUACGGUGGACCCUCAGGCUGGAAGAGCACUGUUUUAUUACUUUGUAGAGUCGCCUCAGGAUUCUUCAACUAAACCUUUGCUUCUGUGGUUAAAUGGAGGACCAGGAUGUUCGUCAUUCGGAUAUGGAGCCAUGAAGAACUUGGACCCUUCAGAGUGA
Prunus armeniaca (apricot) is the source of this 429-nucleotide messenger RNA. NCBI's taxonomy places the organism in Eukaryota, Viridiplantae, Streptophyta, Magnoliopsida, Rosales, Rosaceae. The record is from the annotation of a GenBank genome assembly.